Molecule: messenger RNA, 713 nt
Organism: Danaus plexippus (monarch butterfly)
Lineage: Eukaryota; Metazoa; Arthropoda; Insecta; Lepidoptera; Nymphalidae
Exons: 5
Coding region: 106-648 (180 amino acids)
Molecular function (GO): odorant binding
Source: RefSeq, a predicted model, not a curated record
AUAGGAAAUUUUCAAACAAUAGGGAUUACUAACGCUGCAAUUAGCUCUGUGUACUUUAUAAGUGCAAUUGGAUUGUUCUAACAAUCUACGUGAAGCCGAAUCAACAUGCAGCUGUACGUAUUUCUCUGCUUGAUUGGACACGUACUCGCAAGUAAAUCGCACGGAUACUCAGGUACCCUGGUCGACUUCACUGAUCCUAAGGUACAAGGGCACUUGGACGCUUUAGUCCGGAUGGCACAGUCUUGCGUCAUCAAAGUACGAGCGUCACCAAAGGACGUGAGAGCGUAUUUCACGAAUUCCCCUCCUAUUACGAGAUCAGGACAAUGUUUCGCAGCUUGUAUGAUGGAGCAGAGUGACGUCAUCAACCAUGGCAAGGUUAACAGGGAACUAUUGAUCCAUCUAGCAAGUCUCGUUAACGGUAAAAAUUCCGGUGUUGUACGCAAAUUACAUUCCAUUUCCCGAUUAUGCCUGGACAGUAUAGAAGGCAUGUCCGACAGAUGCCAGUUAGCCUCUACGUAUAAUGACUGUUUGAAUGAGAACAUGAUUGAGUUUGCGUUCCCGCUCGAUAUCGCCGAAGAGGCAGUUCGCAAAAUGCCAUUUCAUCUCAUUCAGCCAAAUUUACCGCAGGAAUUUAGACAGCCUUUCUAACAAACCUUAACUUUUAACAUUUUGUACUUGUAUUUUUAUUAUUAAAUUGUUGGACUUCUAACUUA